GCACACUCCAAGUUGCUCUCGCACAACCAUCGUGAUUCGUGGGACAUCGAUAUCUGAUAUCUUGUAAUACUGGCAUCCGUUGUAAGUUUGUUGUCACUCGUGAUGUAUAAUCGCACGUUCGCUGCGAGCGGAUUGAAUGAGGAAUUAGGAUUUGUGUAUCAAUUGACUUGGAGCGCGGAUGGCUGAUGAAUGACGUGGACGAUUGGCGCGGUUUGUGUUUACAAAGCGUUGGGAUUGUGGUGUUUGGAGUAGGUGGGUGCUCGUACUCGUCUUUCAGUUGUCUGUACAGGAAAGAUCAACCGCCCUUAAAUGCUAUCAUUACGUCCAAACGAUCGAGCGUUCGCCGAGUCGCUUUCAACGAGCGAGAUAUUCCGGGUGCGCCAGUGCGGUCCCGGUGCAAGCAACCCAGCAUGACAGCAGCCUGGGCAUAGCCCACGCGAACCAGCGCUUCGAGAAGCCAUGGAGAAACUCAACGGU
Laetiporus sulphureus 93-53 is the source of this 477-nucleotide messenger RNA. RefSeq lists its product as uncharacterized. The transcript has a single exon. The record is from RefSeq and is a predicted model, not a curated record. NCBI's taxonomy places the organism in Eukaryota, Fungi, Basidiomycota, Agaricomycetes, Polyporales, Laetiporaceae. Bases 186 to 431 code for a protein of 81 amino acids.